This is a messenger RNA of Anopheles bellator, 1250 nucleotides long. Its product is annotated as peroxiredoxin-2-like. Bases 29 to 1021 code for a protein of 330 amino acids. Gene Ontology annotation, cellular component: cytosol; endoplasmic reticulum. The record is from RefSeq and is a predicted model, not a curated record. Lineage: Eukaryota; Metazoa; Arthropoda; Insecta; Diptera; Culicidae. Gene Ontology annotation, biological process: cellular response to stress; response to oxidative stress; hydrogen peroxide catabolic process. Gene Ontology annotation, molecular function: thioredoxin peroxidase activity. The transcript is spliced from 4 exons.
UCCACUGCUUGCAAAGCGCAUUGUAAUAAUGAACAGAGCCGACCGCAAACCGGCGAAUACCACGGUGACGGCAGUCAGUCAGCCACAGUCAAUGAACACGUUGAAUCAAUCGCUGGCAAUCGGUCAGCUGGGUCGUCCACGCACAGCCGGUAUCAAAAUGGAACGCGUUCAGGAGCAGACACCAGCAAAGAAACGCCCCCUGGUUAUCACGACGACAAGGCCCACAACCCGCAGCGUAGUUUCGCAAGAAGCGGAGGAACUGACGGAAAAAGUAACGCAGGAGACUACGGUGCUGCACCAGAAGAAUCACGCAGGAGUCUCGAAGCAGCAGACCGAGGUAGUGGCGAGCGACGAAGGAUCAUGUCACUCGUUUGGCGGUGGGCAUGUAUACCCGCAGGAAGCACCACAAACCAUAGACCACAAACUACAGUACACGAAGGCCGUCAUUUCACGGCCUGCACCGGACUUCGAGGCAACCGCAGUGGUGGAGGGUGCAUUCAAGAAGAUUAAGCUUUCCGACUACCGCGGAAAGUAUCUGGUGUUUUUCUUCUAUCCGCUCGACUUCACCUUCGUGUGUCCGACGGAAAUCCUGGCCUUUUCCGAUCGCGUGGACGAGUUCAGGAAGCUCAACACUGAGGUGAUCGCGGCCAGCAUCGAUUCUCACUUCACUCACCUGGCGUGGAUCAACACACCGCGAAAAGAAGGCGGUCUAGGGAAGAUCAACAUUCCCCUGGUCAGCGAUAUCACGCACAGCAUUGCAAAGGAUUAUGGCGUAUUUUUGGACGAUCUUGGCCACACGCUGAGAGGACUGUUCAUCAUCGACAACCGUGGCAUUCUGCGACAAAUCACUAUGAACGAUCUUCCGGUGGGCCGAUCGGUGGAUGAGACGCUGCGAUUAGUACAAGCAUUCCAGUACACGGACAAGCACGGAGAAGUUUGUCCCGCUGGCUGGAAGCCCGGACAGGAUACGAUCGUACCUAAUCCGGAAGCAAAAAUUCGGUAUUUCCAGAAGAACAACUAAGACCGACGGAAAGCGUUCACUCCUGCUUAUGCGCGGAAGCGUCUGGAUGCGUAUAUGCUGGGAAUUUUUUGGGACAACUAAUCAACGAAAUAUAUGAUUUUACAUAUAAUUUACUUAAAACACAUGUUCGAGACAUUUUUGUUCUGCUUGAGUGAGCGCGCAUUUUGCUUUAUAUAAAAAAAACAAAUUAGUUCGAUCCGUUUAAUACUGUUAGUUUAGGAAAUUGUCA